Molecule: messenger RNA, 1169 nt
Organism: Rhododendron vialii
Lineage: Eukaryota; Viridiplantae; Streptophyta; Magnoliopsida; Ericales; Ericaceae
Product: ras-related protein Rab7-like
Exons: 7
Coding region: 339-956 (205 amino acids)
Cellular component (GO): vacuolar membrane
Molecular function (GO): GTP binding; GTPase activity
Source: RefSeq, a predicted model, not a curated record
GGAGCUGAAAACAUAGACAAAUGGUUGAACAAAGGAAAAACGUGGCGCAACCCAAUAGGAGGGAGUGAUUUUUCAGUACCGAACGGAUAUAUCCUACGCAUUCGAUACACUUUUGAACGAUUCGAAUUGAAACCUUCUCUUCUCCACACUUUCUCUCUCAUUUCUCUGGCUCCGAAUCUGAGCCUUUCAAACACAGCUCAACUGAGUCAUGCUAGAAGGGUAGAUAGUGGAGUAGUUCAGAGUUCAGACUACAGCAACUCUCCUGCUUCACAGUUCCUCUCUCUCUCUCUCUGGAUCUCUCGAGAUCGGUUCCUUUCCAAUUCGCGCCCUUAUUUACGAUGCCUUCCAGAAGAAGAACGCUUCUAAAGGUUAUAAUCCUCGGCGACAGCGGGGUGGGAAAGACCUCUUUGAUGAAUCAAUAUGUUAAUAAGAAGUUUAGCAAUCAAUACAAGGCAACAAUCGGAGCUGAUUUCUUGACAAAGGAAGUUCAUUUUGAAGAUAGGCUCUUCACUUUACAGAUCUGGGAUACAGCUGGCCAGGAAAGAUUUCAAAGUUUGGGUGUUGCUUUCUACCGUGGUGCUGAUUGUUGUGUUCUUGUAUAUGAUGUAAAUGUGAUGAAGUCAUUUGACAAUCUGAACAACUGGAGGGAAGAAUUCCUUAUUCAGGCAAGCCCUUCGGAUCCAGAAAAUUUCCCAUUUGUUGUUAUUGGAAACAAGAUCGACGUGGAUGGAGGGAAUAGUAGAGUGGUUUCUGAGAAAAAGGCUCGCGCUUGGUGUUCCUCAAAAGGGAAUAUUCCAUACUUUGAGACCUCAGCGAAGGAGGGGAUCAAUGUUGAAGAAGCUUUCCAGCUCAUAGCAAAGAAUGCCCUUAACAGAGGGGACGAGGAAGAAAUAUACCUGCCAGACACCAUCGAUGUAGCAAACGGCAGUCAGCAGAAGUCAACUGGAUGCUGCUAAAUUUACUAUCUGAUAUUUUGUCGGAUGACAAUAAAAAGCAUCGGGAACAUUGUAAACCUGUAUUGCUACUGUUUGUCAUUUCAUUGCUUUUCCGUGAAGAUACACUUGUACAUUAGAGUAUUUGUAUGAACAGCAAAUUGGUCUCUUGAGUGCUGGUGAACUUGGUUUAUGGUUGCAAUAUAGGGAUCCAUAUUUUGCUUUGCAUGCUCAAAA